This is a messenger RNA of Pyrus x bretschneideri (Chinese white pear), 2062 nucleotides long. Its product is annotated as serine/threonine-protein kinase BSK1. The transcript has 9 exons. The coding region runs from base 16 to 1824 and encodes 602 amino acids. Gene Ontology annotation, biological process: brassinosteroid mediated signaling pathway; protein phosphorylation. The record is from RefSeq and is a predicted model, not a curated record. NCBI's taxonomy places the organism in Eukaryota, Viridiplantae, Streptophyta, Magnoliopsida, Rosales, Rosaceae. Gene Ontology annotation, molecular function: protein binding; protein kinase activity; ATP binding.
AAAUAAGAUAACUGAAUGGGUGCAGUAGCUCUCAAGAAAAUUAGAAAAAGGAAAAAAAAAAAGGCAGAGAUUGGUCUCUGCUGGAUGCGAAGCUAUAAUUACCAUAAUACCCUUGAUGGUAUGGAAAGGACAAUUUUUUUUUUUAGAAACAUAUGGAAAGGAAAUUCAACUGUUGGAGGAAACAGGGAGAGAGACAGAGGCUUUGCCAGUGCAGACAGAGAGAGAACACAGGCAGGCAAGCAAGCAAGCAAUGCCAUUGCCAUUGCCAAGGAAAAGAAAGCGGCACUGAGUCAACUUGGCCGAGUUAUGGGGUGCUGCGAGUCGUCUUUUAUACAUGCACGUCAACACCAGCACCACCCCUUGGACACCUUCAGCGCCUUCGCCGCCGCCAACCGCACUCCUCAACCGUCCAACGGUCGAGCCGAUGCCGCCGGAGCCGGAGCAGUGCCUGGAUUCUCGGAAUUCUCGCUGGCCGACUUGAAAGGCGCCACAAAUAACUUCAGCUCCAACUUCAUCGUCUCCAAGAGCGGUGAGAAAGCCCCCAAUGUCGUCUACAAGGGCCGCCUCCAGAACCAAGAUAACCGUCGUUGGAUUGCCGUCAAGAAAUUUUCUAAAUUGGCCUGGUCUGACCCCAAGCAAUUCGCCGAUGAAGCUUGGGGCGUUGGGAAGCUGAGGCACAAAAGGCUUGCCAAUUUGAUAGGGUAUUGCUGCGACGGCGACGAGAGGCUGCUGGUGGCGGAGUACAUGCCUAAUGAUACCCUUGCCAAACAUCUCUUCCACUGGGAGAAUCAGACCAUUGAGUGGGCUCUGCGACUAAGAGUUGCUCUGAACAUUGCCGAAGCGUUGGAUUACUGCAAUAGUGAAGGCCACCCGUUGUACCAUGACUUAAAUGCAUAUAGGGUUCUCUUUGAUGAGAACGGUGAUCCUCGGCUUUCGUGUUUUGGAUUGAUGAAAAACAGCAAGGAUGGAAAAAGUUACAGCACCAAUCUUGCGUACACACCUCCUGAAUAUCUAAGAAAUGGAAGGGUCACUCCAGAAACUGUUACAUUCAGCUUUGGGACUGUCCUUUUGGAUCUGCUCAGUGGAAAACACAUCCCUCCCAGUCAUGCUAUUGAUAUGAUUCGUGGAAAAAACAUUCUUCUCUUAAUGGAUUCACAUCUGGAGGGAAAAUUUUCAACUGAAGAAGCAACUGUGGUCUUUGAUCUUGCCUCACGAUGUUUGCAAUAUGAACCCAGGGAGCGACCAAAUAUCAAGGACCUUGUUGUAACAGUUGCUCCAUUGCAAAAUAAAUCUGAUGUCCCUUCUUAUGUGAUGCUGGGAAUUCCUAAGCACGAGGAAGCACCUCCGACUCCACAACAUCCUCUUUCAGCCAUGGGUGAUGCCUGUUCAAGGAUGGACCUUACGGCCAUCCAUCAGAUUUUGUUAAUGACACACUACAAAGAUGAUGAAGGAAGCAAUGAGUUGUCUUUCCAAGAAUGGACUCAGCAAAUGAAAGAUAUGUUGGAGGCAAGAAAACAUGGGGACUUGGCGUUUCGUGACAAAGAUUUUAGAUCUGCAAUAGACUGCUAUUCCCAGUUCAAAGAUGUUGGGACUACGGUUUCCCCUACGGUGUGUGCAAGAAGAAGUCUAUGUUAUCUCCUUUGUGAACAGCCAGAUGCUGCCCUCCGAGAUGCAAUGCAAGCACAAUGUGUCUACCCUGACUGGUCCACUGCAUUUUACAUGCAGGGAGUUGCUCUUGCCAAGCUAGAUAUGCACAAGGAUGCAGCCGACAUGCUGAAUGAGGCUGCUGGCCUUGAAGAAAAAAGACGUCGCGGAGGGAGAUGAUGGGAGAGAAGAGGAUCCUGAAAUGCUCUGUAAUUAUUUUUUGUUGCAUUGAAGUUGCUUCAGCUGUUGUAACUUGUAACAGAAGUAUAGGGUUAUCGAGUACAAUGGGGUAGGAGAAAGUUGUAUCAGUCCAGACGUGUGCAAUAUAUAGGUAGAGGGAGAUGCUUGUAUCUUGUGUAUCAAGUACCGCGCCAUUCUUUUCCUCUAAUUUUUCAUUGAAUAACUAAUUGGUUCUUAA